AUGCCUGAGGCAAAUCACUCAAUAACAACUGAAUUUAUCCUCAUGGGGUUUACAGAUCACCCAGAUUUGAAGGCCAUUCAGUUUGUGAUGUUCUCUGCCAUCUAUCUGGUCACCAUGGUGGGGAAUCUAGGGUUGGUGGCCUUGAUUUACAUGGAGUGCCGUCUUCACACACCAAUGUAUAUCUUCCUGGGCAACCUGGCUCUCAUGGACUCCUGCUGUUCCUGUGCCAUCACUCCCAAGAUGUUAGAGAACCUCUUUUCUGAGGACAGAAGGAUUUCCCUCGAUGAGUGCAUGGCACAGUUCUAUUUUCUCUGUUUUGCUGAGACUGCAGACUGCUUUCUUCUGGCAGCAAUGGCCUAUGACCGCUAUGUGGCCAUAUGCAGACCUCUGCAGUACCACACCCUGAUGUCAAAGAAACUCUGCAUUCAGAUGACCACAGGAACCUUCAUAGCUAGUAAUCUGCAUUCUAUGAUUCAUGUAGGACUUCUAUUAAGGCUAACUUUCUGCAGGUCUCAUCAGAUUGAUCUUUUCUGUGAUAUCCUUCCACUUUAUAGACUAUCCUGUACUGAUCCUUUUAUUAAUGAACUAAUGAUAUAUAUUUUUUCAAUGCCAAUUCAGAUCUUUACCAUUUCCACUGUUCUGAUCUCUUAUUUUUGUAUUAUUAUUGCAAUUUUCAAAAUGAACUCCAAGGAGGGGAGAGGUAGAGCAUUUUCUACUUGUGCAUCCCAUUUUCUCUCAGUCUCUAUAUUCUACAUUUGUCUCCUCAUGUAUAUUCGGCCUUUUGAAGAAGGUGAUAAAGAUAUACCAGUGGCAAUUUUUUAUACAAUAGUAAUUCCCCUUUUAAACCCUUUUAUAUACAGCCUGAGAAAUAAGGAGGUGAAAAAUGUACUUAAAAAUGUUCUGCAGUCUUAUAACAUUCUUAAACCAACUUCAUUCCCUGUAGCAAAUUAA
Messenger RNA from Sciurus carolinensis (gray squirrel), 951 nucleotides. Its product is annotated as olfactory receptor Olfr180-like. NCBI's taxonomy places the organism in Eukaryota, Metazoa, Chordata, Mammalia, Rodentia, Sciuridae. The record is from RefSeq and is a predicted model, not a curated record. Gene Ontology annotation, cellular component: membrane. Gene Ontology annotation, biological process: sensory perception of smell; G protein-coupled receptor signaling pathway. Gene Ontology annotation, molecular function: odorant binding; G protein-coupled receptor activity; olfactory receptor activity.